UCUAGUUUGUAUUUUUAAACAUUUAAGGUUAUAUUUUGAACUUAAGCACAAAGUAUUAAAUUUUAUAUAUUGGAAUAACAGUGUUCAUGUGAUUAAUAGAUAUGUUUGGGUUAAAUGCUAAACGUAUUUUCUACGUUUGUGAUAAAAUUAUAUCACGUAAUUUUAUAAGUGGUACAAAGUUGGAAAUACCCCGGCGAAAUCCUGGUAUCGAUAAUAGAUUAAAGGCAUUUCGCAAUGAAGGUAUCAAGAUUCAGAAAGAUGAUGUUGAAGAAUUUAUUGAACAGUCAGAAAGCAAUUUCCAAAAUGUUGAUGAAGUUUAUGAUGAACAUUUAUUUGAGACAUUAAUUGGGAAACACGAUUUGCGGAAACAAAUCGUGAAAGAAAAGUAUUUUAAAGAAAAUUUGCCAAAUCUUCUAACAUGGAGUGAAAAGGAACAAAUCCGACACUUGGCCACAACCCAGCCUCAAGAAUGGACACCCCAGAGAAUUGCUGAGAGUUUUCCCGUAACUGAGCAAGUUGUUAAGAAACUAUUGAAAUACCCAUGGAAACCAGCAACAGAUCAAAGAAUUGCUCGACAUGAUGCAUCAGCAAUGAGAAACUGGCGAGAACUCAAAGAUGGGACCCUACCCAUUUCAGAAAGUCUACGAGAACACUUCCUUAAAUUCUCAAGUAGAACAAUACCGCCACUUAAUAGAAAAUCAAUUAAAAUGGAUAUUUCACAGGAAAAAAUGGGAGAAUUUGAACAAAUUGUUAGGAAACAUGCUAAUAAUGAAAAAAAAGAGGAGAAUAAUGAAGACCAUGAAAGCCAUGAAACAAAUAUGGCAGAUGAAACAAAAACUAAACUCAAUUCAGAUUUUAAAAGAGUAACAUUAGAUGAAUUAACUACUAAAAUUAAGACUCGUUUAGCUCAUGGUCAAAAUGUAAAUGUGCCAGAUAGAAUAAUCAUAGAUUCUAUUACAAAAAAUAAUGAUGAAUCUGAGACAAAACCAGAAAUAAGCAAAGAAAUUGAAUUAAUUAACGAAACCAAUGAAGAAAAAGGUUUAACAGAAUUCAAAGAAAAUGAUAAAAAUGUUAUUGUAGGCGUUAAUUAUCCAGAAAGAAUAAGGAUUCCCAAGAAGGCAUAUAAGAAAGGUGCAACUUAUAAAAUGAAUGACUGCUUCUAUGAUGAUGACGGCAGAUUCUUGUACCGAGUUAUAGGCAUGGAAAAUAAUUAAAAUAAGUAUGUACUGUAAUUAGUUUGUAAAUAAAAUAA
Molecule: messenger RNA, 1252 nt
Organism: Vanessa atalanta (red admiral)
Lineage: Eukaryota; Metazoa; Arthropoda; Insecta; Lepidoptera; Nymphalidae
Exons: 3
Coding region: 102-1214 (370 amino acids)
Cellular component (GO): nucleus
Source: RefSeq, a predicted model, not a curated record